This is a messenger RNA of Penicillium malachiteum, 297 nucleotides long. RefSeq names its product Exo70 exocyst complex subunit. The coding region runs from base 1 to 297 and encodes 98 amino acids. The record is from RefSeq and is a predicted model, not a curated record. The transcript has a single exon. NCBI's taxonomy places the organism in Eukaryota, Fungi, Ascomycota, Eurotiomycetes, Eurotiales, Aspergillaceae.
AUGGUGGCUCCGAGGAAUACCGCUUAUGCGGAGGAAAGCGCAGAGGUCGAAGUACUCUAUGCGAACCUCGAGAAGCUCAAUCGCCUCACCAAGAAGAUCCAGGGAUCCAUGGUCCGUCUAGAGACCAGCGGCAAGGUUGUGAAAGAAGCCAUUGGGCCGAUCUAUAGCAAUACGCAGUCUCUUCAGACUACCAACAGCAAUAUCGAUAAAGUGAAUGAUGCCAUUGAGCGUCUCCGCCAGCCUCUCGAUGCGAAGAUGCGAGAGGAAGGUAUAAUUCGUGCUGGGUAUGUUGGCUAA